AUGGGUUGAAACAACCCAGCAUUUGUGUGAAUUAGACCUGCUUUAUCAUCUGAAAACAUGUUGUACUGAAAGCAUCAAUAAGCAAAGUAACUGCACAUCUCUCACCAACAAAACAUGAUUUAACACAUUCCUCAGAUGUUUCACACAAGUUAUGAUCAAUAUCAAUAGAGAUGUUUGCCUCAACAAGCAAUAACCACCGGAAUCUAUAUAUUUAUUUGAGGGAUUUUGUGAAGCCUUCAUUGAAGCAUUGAAUGCAAUGACGCUUAAUGUUUAUGUUCUAAAAAUGUUUACAAUUAAUUUCUUCUUAUAAUAUCCUGUUUUCAAAAGUUUAAACGAUUAAUUUCUUCUUAUAAUAUCCUGUUUUCAAAAGUUUAAACGAUUAAUUUCUUCUUAUAAUAUCCUGUUUUCAAAAGUUUAAACGAUUAAUUUCUUCUUAUAAUAUCCUGUUUUCAAAAGUUUAACCUCAAGAAAUAGAGAUUAAGUGAAGAUUACUUGAUAAAAGAGUUGAGUAAACGACAUCCUCUUUCCUCAAGUUCACACUAGAUGAAAAUAAUAACUGAAAUAACGUCAGCCAUCAGCUUAUUGCAUUAUUACAGGCUGGAACCGAUUGCAUAAAGCGAUGACGAUGAUGAUGAUGAUGAUGAGGAUUAUUUUGCUCCUGUCGGAAUCUGUCCUGGUCUCUUAUCAGUCCAACUCCACAGUUCAGUGUGAACUAGGCAAUAGGAAAUCAGUGAGAGUGAGAGCUGGAGAAUCCCUGUAUUUCCCCUGCCCGAGUGUAGAGUGCUAUGAGUCCACUGAAGGCUACGCGUACGACUGGUGGAGGAACCUCAGCAGAACCAAUCAGACUGAGCGGAUCGGGACGGCGGAGAGUGAGCGUGUGCAUUACCACCAGUCCGUGUUAUACAUACUCUGGCUGACCCUGGACGACACGGGACUCUACAUCACACGCUGGUGGUAUGAAAAAGACAAAUGUGAUGAAUACGAAACUGAUAUCGUGGUUUAUGAGGCGUUCCACACAGAUCUCUUGUACUCCCCCAUGGUGGAAGAAAAGGCGAUAGCAAUCUAUUGUCCAGUGUGUGAAAAUCAGCAGGCCGCGUUCCUCUGGUAUAAGAACUUCUCUCUUAUUCCAAACCAAGAGUCUAAACGUUUACCUAUCCGCAACUCUUCGAAAGAAAGCGAGGGUAUUUACACCUGCGUUUGCACCUGGGAGCACAAUGGGUUAAAACACAACACCUCUGGACAUCGCAGACUGAUCAUUAAAGCUCAGUCCGUCAACAAUCCUCCGGUGUUUCAACUUCCUGUCAACAACUCCGUCGUCAUCACUGAUGUGGGCACAGAACUGAUCCUCGUAUGCUCUGUCUUCUUUGUGUGUGAUGAGUGUCCUGUUCUCUGGCAAAGGAAUAAAACCACACUGAGGGAGGACGAUGGAUAUAAGCAGGAAAACAGAGCUAUAGAUGGCAGCGUUCAGUCAUUAUUGUAUAUUACUAAAGUUUCCGAGUUGGACCUCGUUUCUGAGUUUCGCUGCAGAACUAAAGACUCCUAUAGAGUGAUGUUUGUAUCGGUCACUUUGAAAAGUCGAGCAUCAACGCACGCUGUGAUUCUGGCAUGCAUUUGCACAUUUCUUCUGGUCCUGGUGCUCAGUGGAACAGUCAAGUGGUUUUCAUUGGAUCUGGUGCUGUUUUUGAGGGAAAUUCCCAUCAAGUUCAACAGGAAAGAGGAUGGGAAGCUGUAUGAUGCUUAUGUGAUUUACCAGAGAAACUCGGAUGAAACGACAAGCAAAACUGUGAGUGACUUUGUGAAUGGAUCUCUUCUAACAGUGCUGGAGAGAUACUGUGGCUAUAAACUCUUUAUUCACGGCAGAGACGACCUACCUGGGGAAGAUUGCAUGAACCUGAUUGAAACUAAGAUACAGCUUAGUCGGAGGCUUAUCAUCAUUUUAACACCAGGAACAAGUAGCAUAUCUCCUGAAGCUUAUGAUCUGCAAGUGGGGAUUCAUCAGGCUCUGGUACAAGGAGAAACCGGUGUGAUUGUCAUCCAGCUGGGGCAGAUUCGGGACUACACACACCUGCCUCUCGGACUGCAACAUCUCCUCCGCAAGAAUAAUCCUUUACUGUGGAGAGACGGCCAAUCCUCACCGACCUCGAGGUUCUGGAAGACAGUGCGAUACAGGAUGCCAGUCGCCUCAUCCCAUCAGAAAAGUUCGGAAAAAUAUCACUUGAAGGUCUGAGAUUUCCAAUUUAAAUCAAGACAGGCUUUUAGGUUCAGGAUUUUACAAGCAUUUUCUUAACCAUCCUAUUAUAUUUGGGGUCAAUAUGAUUUUUUUUCUUCUUCAGAUUUAAUGACUUUUCCUAAUUUAAUGCGGACAACUUUUUAGUUGUAUAAUACAGAAUAAAUAUUAAAAUUAUACACACAUGUGGAUGUCAACUUAAAAAGAUAUUAAUUUACCUGAGACAAACCUUUGUU
This is a messenger RNA of Pimephales promelas (fathead minnow), 2463 nucleotides long. RefSeq names its product interleukin 1 receptor-like 1 (gene il1rl1). Gene Ontology annotation, molecular function: interleukin-1 receptor activity. Gene Ontology annotation, biological process: signal transduction. The record is from RefSeq and is a predicted model, not a curated record. Lineage: Eukaryota; Metazoa; Chordata; Actinopteri; Cypriniformes; Leuciscidae.